GCUAAAAUGCGAAUUGUGUGUGUGUGUUUGUGUUUGGAGUAGUUAAUUUGAAUUUUGAGUAAUUUGAAGUGUUUUUAGUGGAUUUGUGAGUGAAUUCGGGAGAGUUUGGAGUAGUUAAUUCGAAUUUUGAGUAAUUUGAAGUGUUUUUAGUGGAUUUGUGAGUGAAUUCGGGAGAGUUUGGAGUAGUUAAUUCGAAUUUUGAGUAAUUUGAAAUGUUUUUAGUGGAUUUGUGAGUGAAUUAGUGAGAGUUUGGAGUAGUUAAUUCGAAUUUUGAGUAAUUUGAAGUGUUUUUAGUGGAUUUGUGAGUGAAUUAGUGAGAGUUUGGAGACAUAAAUUAGCUACACUGGUUCCUGCUUCCACUUGGUGUCCAACUCGAUUUGUAUUUUCCCGUGUUCCGUUUGGUGUAGGCAACAGGAAUGGUCAUCAAUCUCUUGCUAAUGAUGAUCUGGAAUUGAGACCUGACCAACAUGGUGACAUGUUUGGAGAUGGACUAACUGCCUUGGUUGCAUUGGUGUUCCUUGAUGCUGUUGUGUUUCUCUCUUACAACCUGUAUUUUCUUAUUUGUGAUUUGAAGUGGUUUCAGCUGCAUCAAAUGUCAUUAGGUUCCUACAUGAAUUAUUUGCCUUUUGCACUUAGAUAAAUUUUCUGGUGUUUGUGAUAUUGAUGCAAAGACUCUUUCCACAUCAACCGUAGAAAGAAAGAAAGAAAGAAAGAACAUAAAGUAUGAAGAAUGCUUCCUGGUUUAAGAUACUGACUUUGAUUCUAUAUGUCCGAUUUUUGGUGUUGAGUAGAUUGCUUAAGCGACUAACCCAGGAGCUACAGACAUCUGGGGUGGAUUUGUGAUAGAUUGCUUCUGAUCAUGCUAAAUCGACAUCUACAUGACUUUCUUGACUGUUGAAAAGUGUACUUCUAGUCUGACAUAUGUGCAUGGUUAAUUUGACUCUGUACUGGAUUUUGCUUCAAAAUUUCUGAAUUAGGCCUGUUUUGAACUUGAAUCAAGGUAGCCAGAAUUCGAGGAUUUGGAUACCUUAGUUUGAUCUGAUUUUCACUGCCCUGACCUGACCUGAAUUGAUUUUUUUAUUCGUAAACAAAUUGGUUGUCAAAAGACAUAAAUAUGAAUAUGACCUGAACUUGUUCUAAACCAAACCAAAAUAAACUGAAUCUUUUUGGAGGGGUGUUGGACUAUGUUAUUUUUGAAGUUUUGUUUUAAAAAAAGGUCACUAUGCCAUAAAAAGAGGCAACUACUUUGGUUUCUUUUGUUUAUCUUUUCGUAUGUCUUGUUACAGGGUGCAACAAGGAUUUUCAUUCGAUUUGGAUUAGAUUUUAUUCCUAUGGUGAGAACUAGAGGUGGUGCUACUUUUAAAAAAAGGAGAGGCCUUCGUAGCUCAACAGGAGGAGUUAAAUUGAAAGAUACAGGAGCAUGUAUCAAUCUCGAUCAUGAAGAUGAAGAGCAUAUUGAUGGUGGAAGCAAAAUGAUCGAUGAUGAUACUAACAGAGAUAAAGAUGCUUGUAUUGAAAAAGGAUUGAAAAAGAAAGCUAUCACUAAGAAAAAGAAACCUUCUAACAUUGAGAAUGCUAUACCUUUGUCAACUGUGAUGAAAGGAAAGAAGGGGAAUGAGUCUUCUUCUUCACAUGCUAUUGUUUUGCCAGCUAAGAAGAGAAAGUUGGAUGAAAAUGAAGGUCUUAAAGUGAAGAAAGUGAAGGCAAAUAAUGAUAAGAACAUUGUGAUUCAUAGGCAAGAAUCUGCAAUCAUAGAUAGUGAUGUACAUAUGGUGCAACGAGGAUUUAAAACACGUUGCAGGCCAUUUCAUUUAGUAGAGAUGAUUAAAACUUUUUCAGAUGAUCAAAUCAAGGCUGUUAAAGAAAUUGGCUUUGGAGGUUUGUUAUCUUUGAAGGUGAAACGAACUGCAACUGAUAUGCUAUCAUGGUUGGUAGAUUGUUUUGAUCAUGGUAGCUGCAUGUUUACUAUUGAUGGUAAAAAAGAUUUUGUUGUGACUGAAUUUGAUGUGUAUGAUGUUUUUUGCCUUCCUUGCAAAACAUCUAAGAAAGUUGAAGAAAUUUCUCGUUGUGCUAAUGUCAUCAACCCUGAUUAUGAUUUAAAGGUUAAAUGGAGGUCUCAUUUUGGUCUUAUGGGUGAGAAUGAUCAGAUUCCUUUGGGUUUUUUGGAAUCUAAGAUCCCUUUACUAGUAGAUGGCGGGGAAGAAUUCAGACAGCUUUUUAUCAUGCAUGCUUUUUCAAGUUUUUUAGCACCUACGUCCAACAGAACUGUGGAUUUGAGAAUUGUAAAAUGUUUGGUUGAUGUUAAUCAAAUAAGAAUUUAUAAUUGGUCAAAAUAUGUCUUAGAUAGACUUUGUGAAGCCGUGAAGAGCUACAAAGAAGGAAAUAUAGAAUGGUUUUGUGGUUGUGUUUUGAUGUUAGAGAUUAUCUAUUUUCAUCGAUUGAGGUUUAGGAAUGUUGUGUUAAAUUCUACAAUACCUUUAAUUCAACAUUGGACUGAUGUGGAUAUAAGAGAUAGAAUUAGAAAUGAAAAGUUGUCCAAGGGUUUUGGGUGUGGAAUUCUUGAGUUUGAUACAUAUCCAGUGAGUGAGAAGUUGCAAUUUGAGGAUGGACAAGUUGUUUGUAAUCAAUUCAAGGAAGCUCCUGUGAAUCAAACUUCUGGAAAAGAAUCUGUUGUUUAUGAAGGUGUCCGUAGCAAUGUUAAGGGUGUUAUUCAGUUUGAGCUACCUGCCAGUUCAAUGUCUAAUGAGGAAAUCCGUUCAAUUGCUAUUGAUGUAAGUAUUUUACCCUUUAAUUCUGUCUGUCUGUUUGGUUUUUUCUUUUUUUUUUUUUUUUUUUUUUUUGUCACAAAUUAUUUUAUUAAAUCUAAGUGCUACAUUUUUUUUUCACAGGAAGUUUAUGAGAAGUUUUUGCUCAUGAAAAGAGAUUUAGAAGUGGUAUCUAACUUCUACAUGAAUGAGUUGAAAGUGUUAUUUCAGACUCGUAAAUCUAAUGAUGCUUCAACUUCGACACCUCCAAUGUCCCAAACUGAUUUAUUCUUUAUGAAUCCUCGUGUUCAUGAAAUUGUUGAUGAGAUUGUGUCUCUUGUAAAUUGGGUAAGCAAAGUGCCUAAUGGUUUGGAUGAUGAUGAUAUUGAUGAUAAUGGUGCACCUGCAAAAGAGAUUAAUGUUGUAGUUGGUGAGGUUCCAAGGAUAGGUUUUGAGCAUGUUUUGAGUAAUGGAAAAUCUAAAUGCUCCCUUGCUAUGGAUGUUAGUCUCUUUGGUGAUAAAGUUACAUAUGUAACUGAAUAUAUGAAGUCAAGUAAUAAGGAUAUGAAGGUUUUGGAUGCAGUUGUCCAGGAACUUGUUGACUACUGCAUUAGUGAUUAUCAUGGUUUCGAUCUCAAUGAGGUGUUGGUAUCUUUUGGCAAACCAUUUGAGAUUACAAGGAAUGAAUUCCUUUCAUUAGGUGCACCGGCUAUUGCUAUAUCUUCUGUUAUUAUUGAUUGUUGGGCUAUGUUGCUUAAUGAAAACCAGAAGAGUAGUGCACAUGGACCUCAAAAACUAUAUUUUGGUGUUUCUCAAAGUGCUUUUUUACUGAAAGUUGCAAACACAGAUAGUAACACACAAGACAUUGACAAGCUAUUUGACAUUUGGUCAAGAUGGUUGUUCAUUCCUUGCAAUGAUUUUGAUAUUGCAAAUGUUGAGUUGAUAUUUGUUCCUAUACUCUUGAAUGAGCACUUUUUCCUAAUUGUUGUGAAUUUGAAGGAAGAAAAGCUUCAGUUCAUUGAUAAUAUGAGUUAUGAUACAAAGUACAUGAGUGAGGUUGAGAAGUUCUCUGAUGUUCUGAGUGAUAUGCUGAGUACUUUUCUUGAUCAACGCCUUCCUCAAAGUAAUGACUCAGUGAAGAACAUGAUUGAGUAUACUUUGGAGUCACCUUCUGUAAAUUGGAAGUCUGGAAAACAGAAGAAUAAUGAUAGUGGCAUUUAUACUAUGGUCAGCAUGCUUUACUUUGAUGGAGCUGAUGUGUUCGACUGCGAUGUUUUGAAAACGGUUUCAACUAGACGGACAUUGAGAGCUCAGAUUGCUGCUACUCUGGUAUUAUCUGAUAUGAACAUUGUUAGAGAUGAAGUUCUUGAAAAGCUAUCUGAAUUCAGAUUAAUAAGGAGUCAAGUUGCAAAAGAUGUUUUUGAUGGGAUUAAGAAGAAAACAAAGCAAGGUAAAAAGGAAAAGAAAGUAUAGGCAGACUAACGAAUAUGUGGAUGAAGUUUUUUGCUCGGAAGUAUUUGUAUUUUGCACAGAAGUAGGAAAUCUAAUGUAAUGAUGUAGUUUGCAUCAACAAAUGGAUAAUCUAACAAAAUUGUAUAAGUGUUAAUAUAGAACAAUAUGAUAUGAUUCCAGUUCAUACAAAGCUUUUGAAUUGGUGGUAUUGGUAGUUCUUUUGAUAUGUAAUCUUUAAUUGACAUUCAAGAAGUUUAGUGAAAUAUAUAUUAGUUAUAAAUUUGGCGCCUAUGUUAUAAAAAAAUGGUACCUAUGUUAUUUAAAAAGGUUUCUAUAUGAUAAGGUCACUAUGUAUUUAAAAAGGUAUCUAUGUUAUUUAAAAGGUUUCUAUAUUAUAAGGUCACUAUGUAUUUAAAAUGUUAUUAGUUCAAUGUGUUAUAUAUAAUUAAGUUAUAAUGCAAAAUUAUCACCAUAUUCAUUAUUAUAUUUUGUAUACAUAUGUGACAAGUUUUCAAAGGACCUAUGAUAAAUAUGUACCUAAAAAUGUCUAACUUUUUUUUAUCUCUUAAAAAAGAAAAAAAAAACUUGAAAAAGGAUAUUAUAUUACUUUUUAUAGUCAUUAUGUAAGUAAAAUGGCAUUAUAUGAGGUAAAAAUUUCCAAUUACUAUGCGAUGCAAAAGGAUCACUAUGAGAUGCAAGAGCGUUACUAUGUGAUAAAAAAGAUUUCUAUAAUAAUCUGUCUCUAUUUAAAUAAAAGGUCACUAUGUAAGGUAAAAGUGUCGUAUUUAUAUUAAUCUAUUCUUAAGCUAUUCAUUUAGUAUAUCAAUUAAAAGAACGAGCCCCUCCUUCCCUAACUUUGUAUUGGCUUAAUCGAUGUGGAUUAGAAGAAUUGUUAAAAUGUGAGUAUUUUUUAUACGGUUGUUAUAUCAUAAUAAAGGUCAUUAUAUCACUAAAAAGGUUAUCACGGAAUAAGGUGUCAAUACGAUGAAA
Chenopodium quinoa (quinoa) is the source of this 5186-nucleotide messenger RNA. RefSeq lists its product as uncharacterized. The record is from RefSeq and is a predicted model, not a curated record. Bases 1185 to 4217 code for a protein of 1010 amino acids. Gene Ontology annotation, biological process: proteolysis. Gene Ontology annotation, molecular function: cysteine-type peptidase activity. The transcript has 8 exons. Lineage: Eukaryota; Viridiplantae; Streptophyta; Magnoliopsida; Caryophyllales; Amaranthaceae.